Messenger RNA from Lacerta agilis (Sand lizard), 2074 nucleotides. RefSeq names its product C-C chemokine receptor type 5-like. Gene Ontology annotation, molecular function: C-C chemokine receptor activity. Bases 609 to 1706 code for a protein of 365 amino acids. Gene Ontology annotation, biological process: G protein-coupled receptor signaling pathway; inflammatory response; chemotaxis. The transcript has 3 exons. The record is from RefSeq and is a predicted model, not a curated record. NCBI's taxonomy places the organism in Eukaryota, Metazoa, Chordata, Lepidosauria, Squamata, Lacertidae. Gene Ontology annotation, cellular component: membrane; cytoplasm.
UGCAUGAACAUUGGGCAAGGCAGCUUUGAAGACCGCCUCGGAAGUCCUAUAUAAACAGCUCUGCAAGUUCUUCGGAGUGUGUUAAAUGAACAACCAGAUGCUCACUUCUGAUACCAUUAUCAGUAAUCCACAGAGCGAAAAAACUCUUAAAUGGAACCCAUUUCCUAUGUGAAAAAAUAUGUGGUUUCGUAAAGAUAUUGAACAGCAAAAUUGGUAGAUGAAGAUUUUCUUCAUUGUAUUUUUGUGUUUUACAGCACGGGCUGUAAUGCAAGUUUGUGCAAUUGAAGUCCACAGAGUAGUAAGAUGCAUUGCAGUUUUUAAAAUCCUCUGCAGAGGUACAGUUACAGAGUUUUUCUAGCCUGCUAAACAAUUAUUUUUAGAAGGAGGGAACUGUUUCUUUUUCUAUUAUUUUUUUAGAAAGGAGAAACAUUUGUUCACUAGAAAUUUGCAGAACAAGUAUUUCUUCACACAGGAAGGUUGUUUUUUUUUUUUUACAACGUGCCUGGUCCAAAGACUCUUGCUUUCACCAGCAUCACUUAAAAGCAAGCGAUUGUAAAUUGGGUUGUAACUGUUCCCAGAGGCGAGGCAAGAAACCUUCAGCUUGAGAGAUGUCCAUUGCUACGAGCAAGAUGUCCAUUGCUACGAGCACAGCAGACUACGAAGAUGUAACAACCACAGAAUACAUUUAUGACGAAACAGCAGAACCGUGCCACAGUGACAAAGUCAAUGAAUUUGCUUCCCAGUUCCUGCCACCGCUUUACUCUUUGGUGUUCAUAUUUGGCUUGCUGGGCAACUCCCUGGUGGUGCUGAUCCUCAUCAGAUAUAAGAAACUCAAGAACAUGACUGAUAUCUACCUGCUCAAUUUAGCUAUCUCGGACCUGCUUUUCAUCUUCACACUGCCAUUUUGGGCUUACUACGCAGCGCACGAGUGGAUAUUUGGAGAUGCAAUGUGCAAAAUUCUCUCUGGGAUCUAUUACGUAGGCUUCUACAGCGGAAGUUUUUUCAUAAUCCUUUUGACGAUCGAUCGAUACCUAGCCAUCGUCCAUGCCGUGUUUGCAUUAAAAGUCCGGACAGUUACCUAUGGCAUCCUCACAAGCGUUGUCAUGUGGGGCGUGGCAUUCCUAGCCUCUGUGCCGGUAUUGGUCUUUAACAGAUUACAAAAGGAAAACAAUCAUUUAGUGUGCACUCCUCAUUUUUCUUAUGAAACUCAGAUCAGCUGGAACCAGUUCUUAACACUGAAAAUGAACCUUAUAGGCCUGAUAUUUCCAAUGAUCGUCAUGACCUUCUGCUAUGCACAGAUCAUAAACACUCUAAUGAAAUGCAGGAAUGACAAAAAGAGCAAAGCGGUGCGGCUGAUUUUUAUCAUCAUGAUAGUUUAUUUCAUUUUUUGGGCCCCAUACAACAUUGUUCUUCUGCUACGGACAUUCCAAGAUGCAUUUGAUCUCAGCAAUUGUGCCUCCAUUAGUAAUUUGGCUAUAGCAGCACAAGCGACAGAAACAAUAGCCAUGGCUCACUGCUGCAUCAAUCCUGUGAUCUACGCUUUUGUUGGCGAGAAGUUUAGAAAAUACGUUUGCAGCCUUUUCCGAAAGCAUGUGGCUCUCCACCUUCCAAAAACAUGCCUCUCUCUGUAUACAGAGCCUCUGGAACGUGCCAGUUCCACAUACUCCCAGUCUACUGGGGAGCAUGACAUGUCAGCGGUAUUGUAGUGGCCUUCCAGAGAGAAUAAGUAAAACUUACUCUGGCGGUACAACUUACCAGAUCCAUUUGAGCUUUGCAGUCUAAACUCCGUUUAAAAGGGCUGAGUUGCUUCUGACAAAAGCCGCUUUUAUGGCAAGAGAAAAGAUCUGGGUCGGCUGUAUACUGUAAUUGUUUGGCUUAUGUAAGCUCACAAGCUAAGUGAUUAACAAAUGUUACAUGCAAGGACACUGGAGAUGUUAUGAACAUCACCAAGGGUUUAAUAUCAAGCACAUCUUAUACGCUGCUCUCUGUUGCAUUAGAAAUGCAUUUGUGUGUCUCUUUUAAGGUAGGCAAAUGUAUGCCAAAUCUAAUCUUAUAUGAAUGUGUGCACAAAUUA